GUUCGCUUUGCGAAAGCGAAUCAUCCAAGAGGAAUCAUCAGUCUCAGUAGAAAAACACUUCAGAUCAAUUAAAAAUAUUCGAUUUAUAUCAGAACUGUUGAAAUGUAUUCUGUCCGAUUUCAAUGUAGCAGAUAAGCGGGGACAAAGUUGUCAAUAAGUAAAUUGUCGGGAGAUAACAUAUAUUGAUAAGAACAGCUUGCAGCAUCAAAUGAACAAUAUCUUGCUGCUUGAUUCCCUUCACGUGCUUUGUUUUACGUAAUUACACAACUGCAUUUUGCACGACAACGCGAACGGAAAAACCUUGAAGUUCGAACUUGAGCACCGAAAAGAGUUUCGUUGUGCAUUCUCCGUCAGACUUUUACCUUAUCAGUCAGAUCUGAUUUAUUGUGUUUACAAUUCUUUUAUCGCGCGUGAUAGCAUUGCUCUUUGAUUUGAAAGAUCAUUUCAAAGUUUCGCUUAAGCAGACAAGUAUUCGAGCAGCGGCUGCGGCUACGUGCCAGAGGAUUGAAUGCGGUGAAGAAAUAAAGAAAGGAUUAUUCCUGGAAGAAGUUACAUAGAGAAUUCCUCGAUGAAUUCUAUCCACGAUGCAUCGAUGCUUUUUGCUGUUACUGGUCCAAAUCGUUUGUGGAUUCAACGGGAGAGGACUUGAUUACCCGGGACGAUCGGAUUUGUUCGAGUUGUCUGUGGUACACUUAAAUGAUUUCCACGCGAGGUUUGAGCAAACGGGGCCGACAUCGGGAACGUGCCACGAAGAGGAAGAAGAGAAUUGCGUGGGUGGAAUCGCGAGGAUUUCCACGAUGGUGAACCGAUUGAUCGCGGAGAGACCGAAUCCAAUUUUCUUGAACGCGGGCGACAAUUUCCAGGGCUCGCUUUGGUACAACAUUCAUCGUUGGAACGCGACCGCUACGUUCAUGAACAUGCUCCCGCACGACGUUCUGACGUUAGGAAACCACGAAUUCGACAAUGGAGUCGAGGGCGUAGUACCGUAUUUGAAGAUGAUCAAAGCACCUAUGGUGGUGACUAAUAUCGAUGCGAGCGACGAGCCAACUAUGCAGGGUCUGUACAAGAACAGCACAAUCCUCGACAGGAAUGGGACGAAGAUCGGAGUGAUCGGUGUUAUUAUUUCAACCACUUACAGGAUUUCCAAUACGGGGAAACUAAAAUUCUUGGACGAGGUGGAAACGGUGAACGAAGAGGCGCGGAAAUUGAAGUCCCUCGGCGUGGAUAUCAUCAUCGUUUUAAGCCACUGUGGAUUACCUGUAGAUAGAAUAAUGGCUGCGAACUGUCCCUUGAUCGACGUAAUCGUCGGAGGACAUUCUCACACAUUUCUCUAUUCAGGACCACCACCGUUCAUAGACGAGCCCGAGGACGUGUACCCUGUGGUAGUGACUCAAGCCAAAACCCAAAGAACCGUACUCAUCGUUCAAGCUGCCGCGUUUACCAAAUAUUUAGGAAAUUUUACGGUGUGGUUCGACGACAAGGGCGAAGUGGUCGAUUGGGCUGGAAAUCCGAUUCUCCUCGAUCGUUCCAUCGAGCAAGAUCCAAAGAUACUGAAAGCUAUGAAACCAUGGAAAGUGGUCGUGGACGAGCUAGCAAAAUUGACGUUGGGAAGAUCGAAGGUGUACCUAGACAAUCGUUGCAAGGGUAGAGAGUGCAACCUCGGUAAUAUGAUCGCCGACGCUAUGGUGGAUUCCUACGUGAAGAAGGCGGAAAAUCGUACGUACUGGACGUAUGCUGCUGUCGGCGUGUUGAAUCCCGGGGGAAUACGCGCGCCCAUCGACUCGAUGAACAAGAACGUCACUUACGCAGACAUGAUGCAGGUCCAACCCUUUGAGAACACUUGGGACACGCUUGAAUUAAACGGCGGCUGCAUCUUGCAGAUUUUGGAAAUGAACAGACCCUUGGUAUGGUCAGGGUUGAAAAUCGUUUACAAGAUAAAUAGUAAUGGAUCGAGGACCGCGUUGGAAGUGAAGAUAAGAUGUAGAGCUUGCAAAGUGCCGAGGUUUGAGAAUUUGAAGGAAGAUCAAUGGUACAGAAUCGUUGCUCCGUCAUUUUUGGUUCGGGGCGGCGAGGGAUACUAUCCCUUUGAAACCUGCAGGAGAAAUCAUCGCGUGGGACCGGUGGACUGGGAGGAAUUACAACAGUACAUCAUGGUGAACAGCCCGAUAAUAGCUCGGCAAGAUCGACGAGUGAUCUUCCUGAACUGA
Molecule: messenger RNA, 2207 nt
Organism: Ceratina calcarata
Lineage: Eukaryota; Metazoa; Arthropoda; Insecta; Hymenoptera; Apidae
Product: apyrase
Exons: 12
Coding region: 585-2207 (540 amino acids)
Biological process (GO): AMP catabolic process
Cellular component (GO): plasma membrane
Molecular function (GO): nucleotide binding; metal ion binding; 5'-nucleotidase activity
Source: RefSeq, a predicted model, not a curated record